Ilex paraguariensis (yerba mate) is the source of this 1032-nucleotide messenger RNA. Lineage: Eukaryota; Viridiplantae; Streptophyta; Magnoliopsida; Aquifoliales; Aquifoliaceae. The record is from the annotation of a GenBank genome assembly.
AUGGACGUGAGCUUCUCUGCGAAGUGUCAAGCUCUGUCUUUAAUAUCUUGCGCUCCUCUCUAUUCAUUCCUCUCUCCUCGUGGUGUUCGAUCCCUCCGUAGAGAGUUUCUUGGGUGCGGACACAGUUUGAGGCCUCCGGGUCUUCGCUCCCCAAGAAAAUGCAAGAAACUAGGGUUUCACAUUCAUUCGCCAAGAUUUUUUUUCAGAGCCUCUUUGGAUUCGCAAUCCGUUCUCGUCGUUGUCACUGUGGUCAUGGUUUCGGCUCUUACUGUUGUCUAUCUGAGUCACUCAAAAAGACACAACAUAACAGAGGUAUCAGAUCAGCUGAUGCGUGCAUUAUCCCAUCGGAUCAGAUGUUUGAUGAACUGGGCCAGUGAGGAUCGGAGCUUGGGCCCUUUAGAUCUUUGGGGAGAGAAAUUUGCAAAUAACCAUAAAGAUUUGAUGAAGGAAACGAAAGAAAGCAGUCGUGAUUUUGAGGAUAAUGUGGCCCAACUUCAAUCCAUGAACAAUGGUUUGCUGAAUGAGGAAACUCUCAUCACCACCACACUAGACUCUCCUGAUUCAGGUGCAGGUGCAGUACCAUUGACUUUUACCACAGAAAUGUGUGAAAGAGUGGAAACUGAGAUCAGCUCCGAGUUGCCUACAGUAAUGGUUAAAACUGGGUUGAUUGCCUCUUCUAGUCCUGUGAAUAGUGUAUUGUCUGAACUUAAUGAACUUGAAAAGCCAAACCAUGAGCUUGUUGAAGAUAGUCAAAGUAGUAGCUAUAUUGGCAUUUCUAGGGCUUCUGUCCGUAAAGAGCUCUACACAUUUUAUGAGACAGAUCAGCAUCAGCCUCUAAGGAAUUCUGUGGUAAACUUAAAUGGCAUGCAGACAUUGUGUUCUCCUGGUUCCCUUCGAGAUAAUGACUGUUUUCCUUCAUUGAUGAUAAGUUCCUCAACUGAAGGAGCAAAAGUUUCUGGGAAGGACAUUCUCCAUACUGCAGGUUGUAUACUGGAAAUUCUCUUAGAGUGUGAUCUCCACUUACUGGUUUGA